This is a messenger RNA of Prosopis cineraria, 378 nucleotides long. Its product is annotated as classical arabinogalactan protein 1-like. NCBI's taxonomy places the organism in Eukaryota, Viridiplantae, Streptophyta, Magnoliopsida, Fabales, Fabaceae. The record is from RefSeq and is a predicted model, not a curated record. The transcript has a single exon. The coding region runs from base 1 to 378 and encodes 125 amino acids.
AUGGCUCACGCGAUCACUGUGAUUCUGAUGGUGCUCAUGGCGCUGUUCGUCUUCUCUGCCGUCGCGCAAUCCCCGGCUCAGUCUCCCAAGGCAGCGACGACUCCCUCACCGAAGAAUUCUCCGUCGCCGGCCUCUACUCCUUCUUCCACCGCGACUUCACCGGCUGUUUCUCCCUCUCCGACGAGUGCGAGCUCUCCUCCUUCGCCUCCAGCAUCUUCUCCGUCUCCUUCUCCAUCGCCUGCCGCCGAUACUCCUCCUUCGAUCGCGGAGCCUCCUUCUGAGGCUCCGGCGCCUUCCGAGAACGGUGCUGCUUCGGAUCGCUUUGCCGUCGCCGGAUCUGUUGCCUUUGGCAUCGCCGCAGCUGCUUUGUUCAUGUAA